This is a messenger RNA of Musa acuminata AAA Group (dessert banana), 1454 nucleotides long. RefSeq names its product plastidic ATP/ADP-transporter. The transcript has 2 exons. The record is from RefSeq and is a predicted model, not a curated record. Gene Ontology annotation, biological process: nucleotide transport. Gene Ontology annotation, cellular component: membrane. Gene Ontology annotation, molecular function: ATP:ADP antiporter activity. Bases 399 to 1259 code for a protein of 286 amino acids. NCBI's taxonomy places the organism in Eukaryota, Viridiplantae, Streptophyta, Magnoliopsida, Zingiberales, Musaceae.
AAAUCUGCUACCUCAACAAUACCACCAUUGUGUACCAAAUGCACCACAACAAAUGUACUCUCUCUUUCUCCCUUCCAGACGCGUGUGGCAUCAACCUACUGCAAUCCCACUCUCCUCACAAGUAGCACAAGAAUACAUGUCCUGCACUCCACAAUUUGCAAUGUCAUCAACACAAGGAACAUCAACAUCAUUCCCUGGAGUCUCACCAUACUUCCAGUUCCGAUGGCUUCUUGGUAGAGUAGGAACCUCCCAAAAGAUGUGUCGUCUCCGCCAUCAUUUCCCUGUACAAGCAUCCACUUCGUCUUCCCCCAUCUUUCCCUUCGAUAGAACCUUCACAAUCUCUCGUUGUCUCUUCGCUUCUCUUUGUUUAGAUUGGAGCUCCUCCCUCUCACGCAAAUAUGGAGAGGGUUAUCGUCACAGAGGGCCUUCGUCCACUCCUUUCUAAUCCCCAAGCCCGGCUCUUCCACCCCGUCCACGCUAUCAGAAGCCGCCUAUCCGCCGCCGUCUGUCUCCCUUCCCUUGGCCUCGGAGCUCGACCCCCGACCUCCUCCUUCUACGGCUUCAGCUCUGAGAAUAAGAAGCCAUCGUUUCCGGGUUGGGGGACCGCCGAUGAGCACGAAAGGCGGCUCCUUCACCCACGGCUCUGCAGAAAACAGAGGAAAGCUCCGUUUUUUAGAGCUGGCGCGGCGAUCUCGGCUGGCGGAGACGGCGUUAUCGACGAUAAAGAGAAGCCCAAGUUCUUAGGCGUCGAGUUAGUGACGCUUAAGAAGAUAAUUCCCCUCGGGAUGAUGUUCUUCUGCAUUAUCUUCAACUACACGUUCCUGCGCGACACCAAGGACGUCCUGGUGGUGACGGCCAACGGGAGCGGCGCGGAGAUCAUACCCUUCCUGAAGACGUGGGUGAACCUGCCCAGGGCGGUGGGCUUCAUGCUGCUGUACACCAAGCUCGCCAACGUGCUGUCAAAGGAGGCUCUUUUCUACACGGUUAUCGUCCCUUUCAUUGCCUUCAGGUUCGUCUUGUAUCCCCUCAUCAGCGUCAUCCACCCCACAGCGCUCGCGGAUAAGCUUCCGGCGGCGCUCGGCCCGAGCUUCCUCGGCCCCGUUGCUAUCUUGAGGAGUUGGAGCUUCUGCCUUUUCUAUGCGAUGGCAGAGCUCUGGGGUAGAGUUGUCAUCUGGGUUCUCUUCUGGGAGUUUGCCAAUCAGGAUGGCAUCUGCUUGAUGUGUUUGUCUUCUUGCACUAAACCAUCUCAAGUGAUGUGAUUCCUCAUAGUUGUCUGCGAAUUGCGCCAACCCAGAAUGGAGUAAGAAGGGUAGCAUGAGAUGAAACAGAUGAGUAGAAUUGAAAUAUGCAGUGCAGUACAGUAAAUUAGCUUUCUGUUCCUUAAGAUAAAAUGGGCCAUUUGGGUAAAAGUGUCAGUAGAAAUUGAGAGGAAAGAGAUUAGAAUAUUACUUCUA